Messenger RNA from Drosophila obscura, 2976 nucleotides. RefSeq names its product synaptogyrin (gene Syngr). The record is from RefSeq and is a predicted model, not a curated record. The transcript has 5 exons. Bases 478 to 1206 code for a protein of 242 amino acids. Gene Ontology annotation, cellular component: synaptic vesicle membrane; neuromuscular junction. NCBI's taxonomy places the organism in Eukaryota, Metazoa, Arthropoda, Insecta, Diptera, Drosophilidae.
CCUGUCCUGCGCGUUGACAUACCGUUGAGAGAAAAGACAAGCUAGGCAAAAAAGUAAAAGUGAAAAUCUGGCCCUUGAAAUUUGUUCAUUAAUUAUGCAGUAAGAAAAUGCAAAUAAAGCGAUAAUUUUGUGCGCGCCCCCAAAGGACAGGCUGUGUGUGUGUGAAGAGAUUUACAAAAAAGAAAAGAGUGUGCGUGGGAAGGCAAAGGACAUUUUUCAAGUAUCUCUCAAUCUUUAUGUGGUCCGCAUCGGAUGUGUUGUAAUCCAUUAUAGCGAGAGAUAUACGACACACACAGACAUCUCCGCGUUCCGUGUAUACAUACAAACGGCUGAGACGCCCGCGCUUUGCCCUUGGCUGCAUUCGAUUUUUCACAACAGGCCGUGAAAAGCCAACCAGAGAGCCACUGAAGAGCCGUCACCAACAUCAUCAUAAUCAUCAUCAUCAGUGGGAAAUAGGGAAUACCAAAGGCCGCAAGCAUGGACAUGCUCAACCAGAUACUCAGCAUUAAUAAUGGCGGCGCCUAUGGGGGCGGCAAGGCGGGCGGAGCCUUCGAUCCACUCACGUUCGCCAUGAAGCCCCAAGUUGUCAUCAGGGCGCUCUGCUGGCUCUUUUCAGUGGUGGUCUUUGGCUGCAUUUCCUCCGAGGGCUGGGCGGAGAAGGAGGGCAAGGAGUACUGCCUCUACAAUGGCGAUGGCCUGGCCUGCAAGUAUGGCAACAUGGUGGGCGUAUUCGGUUUUUUGGCCUCCAUGGGCUUCAUGGGCGGCGAGUUCCUGUUCGAGCGGAUGUCGUCGGUGAAGAGCAGAAAGCGCUAUGUCAUGGCCGACUUGGGCUUCUCCGCUUUGUGGACCUUCAUGUACUUUGUGGCGUUCUUGUAUUUGUGGUCCCAGUGGAGCUCGUCGCCGCCACCACCGCUCGGCAUUGGAGAAGGCAGCAUGAAGACGGCCAUUUGGUUCUGCCUCUUCUCGAUUGCCACUUGGGCUCUGUGCGCCCUGAUGGCCUACAAACGAUUCCUGAUUGGAGCCGGCGAUGAGUUCACCUCCGCCUUCGAGACAGACCCCGCUAAUGUGGUGCACCAGCAGGCAUACGGCUAUGCCAUGGACAAUGACAACGAUCAAUACAGCGCCUCGCCCUUCGGCCAGGGACAGCAGGGCGGCGUGGAGCCACAGCAACAGGCUGGCAUGGAGUACCAGCAGCCCACCUAUUAAGGAAUUUCCACAACUGCUCCUUCUCCUGCCUCCUGCCUCCUCCUCCUCCGUUGUGCACACAAUUUCUAUGUAUGUACUUCGGUUUUUGGUUUGUAGUGCGAGAUGGCAAAUGUUUUACACGACUACUAGCAAACACACAAAGCGUUUGGCUUUUACCAAAUACACCGAUGACGAACAUAUAAAAUCAGUAACAGAAACAAUAACGAUACAAAGUAAAUACUACAAAUUACAGCAGCAACAGAAGCAGCAGCAACAGCAACAGCAGCAGCAUCAACAGCAACAUUUGCUUUGGCCACAAGAAAGAGGAGAAUAUAUGAAAGCAUAUUUAUACAUUUAUACAUUUAUGUAUAUCUGAAUAAUAAGAGAUAACUUGAAAUGAUGAUAACUUAUAAGCUAGCCCCCUAAGUUGAGUGUGCAGUUUUUUGUAGUGCGAAUUUGUUGCUAUAUACAGUUAUUGUCGUAUAUAUCCCUUUAGGAACACUCGGAUAUGCUUUCAACGUUGUUCGUUAUUUAGUAUUUACAUGUACUCGAAACGUACAUAUGUAUUACGAUUAUUUAGUUGUGCCCAGGUCCUGGUCCCUUUCCCACAGCCGCAGCCACAACAGCCACAGCAGCUCGUAUAUCCUCAGCUAAAUGGAUGGCUUGGGGUUUUUUUUAGAUAAAUUUACACACACACAUACACAGACACACAACGCGCAUCCACAUCAAAGAGAGACAGCAAUAAACGUGAAGAAGAGGUGGAAGAGAAGAGAAGAACUGCUCAAAUCACAUAUCCAAUAGCCAUCUGAGAAGUACUUAUGGUACAUACUCGUAUUGUAGUAGUCAGUCUUAGGGCCAGGGCCAGGGCCAGGGGCAGGGGGCCGAGAUGUCACGUCGCGUCGCGUCGCUUGGUUAGAAAUGCAAAAUACCUAUUAAAUUAGCGCCAAACACAAAUGUAAAUUCUAAACUAAAAAAAAAAACAAUGUAGAAUUGUUACUAGAAAAGCAUCAUAACGGGAGGAAUAAAGCAAAAAAUGUUAGAGUCGCGAGUCGCUUUAAUGCAGAGCUUGUGCCCUAACCAACGAUUUGUAUAGUAACUAAACCUUAAUGCAUGCCACAUAUACAUAAAUAAUGUAACUUGUCUAUAUUAUAUAUCGACGCAUACAUACAUAUGUGAUGUGUCGGAGAACGUAAGCAUAUUGAUUACAUUACAUAGCUGUUCAGUUAAUGCAACUUGCAAUAAACUACAACUACAAGUAUUUGUUAAACUAAAACCACAUACAUACUUACUAUAUCUACAUACAUAUGUAUAUGUAUUAUAUUAUAUAUAUUUAUGUAUUGUAUUUGUAAGGCGAAAGUUAAUGCAACACAAGCAAAAGGAAAUCUCAGUAAAUAUGUAUACAUACAUAUACUAUACUAUACAUAUAUAAUUAUACACACAUAUAUACAUACAGACAUAUAUACUCGUAUAUAUAUAUAAAUUAUUCAUGUAGAAUUUGUGUGCGUUCAAAUGAUAGAAAUAAACAAAACAAAAAUUAUCGUAUGUAUUACUCAUAUUCGUAUUUAACAAAACAAAACAAAAAAUACAAAAACCAAAAAUAUAUAAAGAGAAACACACAAACAAACCGCCAGAGGAACUAAAAACCCCCUCUCUCUCCCCCCCUCCCAUCCAACACUUGUGAACAAUAUUGUAUCAGAGUUAAUCCUCCAACAAAAAACCUAUCCUCUUAACUAGGAUCCCCCUCCCCCCAAAUAAAUAUAAAUAUUUUUAAAAACUAUACGCAAAUCAUUU